Messenger RNA from Thunnus maccoyii (southern bluefin tuna), 1220 nucleotides. Its product is annotated as dynein light chain Tctex-type 3-like. The record is from RefSeq and is a predicted model, not a curated record. Lineage: Eukaryota; Metazoa; Chordata; Actinopteri; Scombriformes; Scombridae. Gene Ontology annotation, molecular function: dynein intermediate chain binding. The transcript is spliced from 5 exons. The coding region runs from base 117 to 464 and encodes 115 amino acids. Gene Ontology annotation, biological process: microtubule-based movement. Gene Ontology annotation, cellular component: kinetochore; cytoplasm; cytoplasmic dynein complex.
GAGGACGAGUGUGAACCGGAAACAAUAACUGAACAACCUAACAACCGUCCAUGACAACAGCAUCCAGCCACCGGCGACAAUAAAGAGGGCAGACAGCUGUACCUGUGUUUGUAACAAUGGAGGAAUAUAACUCUGGAGAUGAGGGCGUCUUCAAUGCUGAUGAGGCCAGUAUCUCAGUUAAAGAGUGUAUUGAAGGUGUCAUCGGUGGGACAGAUUAUAACCAGAGUAAAGUCAACCAGUGGACUGCCGGCAUCGUAGAGCACUCUCUGACUCAUCUGGUGAAACAAGGACGGCCGUUCAAAUACAUGGUAAACUGCACCAUCAUGCAGAAGAGCGGCGCUGGUCUCCACACGGCCAACUCCUGCUACUGGGACACCACCACUGAUGGAAGCUGCACAGUCAGAUGGGAGAACCGCACCAUGUACUGUGUGGUCAGUGUCUUUGCUGUUGCCGUGACACUGUAACAGCAGCACAGAGCCGCACCCUGCUCUUUCUCCCUCUCUCUCUCCUCUAGUAUCGUCAUGUCCCAAGCUGUGCUUGAAAUGGCACCGUGACCAACAAGCCGUGAACAUCCUCAGAUGAAAACCUUUGGUAGAAGUUAAUGUACGAGUAGCUUAUGUCUCCCCACAGGCUUGAACAACAUAACGUCAGGAUGGGCUGCAGCUGUGCAAGGGCGUUACUGGGUCAUGGUCAGAAUGGAAGCCUGAAGCAGUACUUUAAAAAAUUAUACUUUAGACAUAUCAAGGGUGUGUUCUUCAAUCAACAAAGUAUUGAUAAACACUAAAUAUUGUGAUCCAUCAAAUUGUUUCAGAUGCUGUAAAUUUUCCAUAAUGUAGAAGUUAAGUAGUUUUUUAUCAUUUGUCUCCUUCAGUACAUUCCAAAAUAAAACAGACUGAACUGUUGCUGUAGAGGAGAGUCGGUUUUUUAGAAAAAGUGAUUGUUGUCUUUUAGUAUGUAUAAGCAAGUCUACUUGUAUAAAGUGUUUGUACUAGUUUGCAUUGAUAUUUUACCCAUUUAUAUCUAAUUGUGAGGAUAUGAUUGUGAAUUUCCAGGCCAGGACUGUAUCAUGGUCCCAGCGACCAAUAAACUUUUUUCUUUGGACUUAACCUGCAGACGUCCUUGAAUUCUUGUGUUAAACUGUUUAAUUUAUGGAGGUUGUUUAAAUGAAUUAAUUUGUUAGAAUGUGUACAGUUCAGUCAAUAAAUGUAUUCAACAGUUUA